AUUGAAGAAACGUUGCUAAGAUUCCUGUUAAAAUAAAACUUCGAUUUUUUGCAGCCUUGUGUGCAUGCUAUCGUAUAGGAAUUAUUUGCAGUGGUGGCGCAAUAGCGAAGUGUCGUCGGAACGCAGUAGCUGCCGUUCAGCCAGUCGCUUAGUGUUGUUGGUGAAUCGAGAGUGGCAUUUUUCGCUCCGCGAAGCACAGGAUAUUGAUCUGUAUACUGUCUCGUGCAAUUUUUAAUCCAGGAUCAACCGUGGUGCUUCUUGUACCUCGUAAAACGAGUCAGUUUCGGGGUACAAGUAACAGAACUCGGUAAACAGAGUGAGUGACGCUAGAUCAUGGAUGUUACACUUCUACUAUUAGCCCUGGGUGUAAUUGCUGCGAUGUUUGGUGUGGUGGCAACGAGAUUCGGUUUCCCUGGGUUCAACAAAAUCGCCCAAAUCGCGCUUGCUUUGGCAUUGCUUCCUGUCAUCUGCAGAUUUCAUCGGAAGCUAUAUGUCAUGAUCAAGAUUCUACCUCGUGAUAUAAGAUUUCUUUAUCGUGCUAUUACAGCAGAAAAAGAAAUAAAAAAACAUGAUCGAAAUAAUCUAACUGUCCCGGCUAUAUUUAUGAAAAGAAUGGAACGUAAUCCUCAAAAACCUUGUUUUUUCUUCGAGGAUCAAGUUUGGACUUUUUCUGAUGUUAAUAAAUAUAGCAAUCAAAUAGCAAAUGUAUUCCAAAAAGCGGGAUACGUAAAAGGAGAUGCAGUGGCUUUAAUGAUGUCAAAUAGGCCAGAGCAUGUUGCGAUAUGGCUUGGUCUGGGAAAACUCGGUGUUAUCACUGCACUGAUUAAUACAAAUUUACGUCUUCAAUCUUUAAUUCAUUGUCUUCGUAUCGCCAAAGUGAAGAGUAUUAUUUAUAUGGAAGAAUACUCGUCUGCUCUCGAUGAAAUUAAGGAUUCGAUUCAGGGAAUUACAAAAUACAAAAUCUGUAACAAAUCUAAAUGCGAGGAUGGCGAAUACGAUUUGAAUGAACUUAUAUCGGAAACUGGUACAAGUGAACCGAUAGUAAAGGAUCCACCAACUUAUCGAGAUAAAUUGGUGUAUAUCUACACAAGUGGUACCACCGGUUUACCAAAAGUAGCAAUAAUUCUCAAUUCAAGAUACUUGCUGACUAUAAUGCCUUUUAAAUUAUUGGGCAUGAGACAAGAUGAUAUCUUAUACAAUCCAAAUCCAUUGUAUCAUACAGCUGGUGGAAUGAUUGGGGCAGGUUUCGCGAUUGUUAAAGGUGUACCGAACGUGUUAAGGACUAAGUUUUCAGUGUCGGCUUAUUGGACAGAUUGCAUCAAAUAUAACUGUACCGCAGCACAAUACAUCGGUGAAAUGUGUCGUUACUUGCUGAGUGCACCACCUAAACCGGAAGAUACUGCACAUCGAUUGAGACUUAUGUUUGGAAAUGGUAUGAGGCCACAAAUUUGGAACGAAUUCGUCAAACGUUUUAACAUUAAACGAGUUUCUGAAUUUUAUGGAUCCAGUGAAGGAAAUGCUAAUAUUUCUAAUUUUGACGGUCGGAUUGGCGCCGUUGGUUUUGUACCAUUAAUUGUGCCACGAAGAUUUCAUCCUUUAGCAAUUAUCCGAGUAAAUAAUCAGACAUAUGAGCCUGUGAGAGAUUCAAAUGGCUUAUGUAUAAGAGCAGGAACAAAUGAGCCAGGAAUGUUUAUAGGAUUGAUAAAAGAAGGAAAUGCGUUAAGAGAAUUUAAUGGAUAUUUAGAUAAGGAAGAAUCGAAAAAAAAAAUAAUACAAGAUGUGUUUGUUAAAGGUGAUAAAGCUUUUCUAACAGGUGAUAUUUUAGUAGAAGAUGAAUUUGGUUAUCUUUAUUUUAAAGACAGAGUAGGUGACACAUAUAGAUGGAAGGGAGAAAAUGUUGCUACCGCUGAAGUGGAAGGAGUUAUCAGUAGUAUUGCAGGAAAAAGAGCCUCUACCGUUUACGGAGUUCAGGUACCUGGAAUGGAAGGAAGGGCAGGAAUGGCAGCGAUAGUUGAUCCGGACAGUCUUUUGGAUUUCAAAGCUCUCGCAGAAGGUUUAGAGAAAGCACUGCCGGCAUAUGCAAGACCAAUUUUCCUGCGAAUUGUGAAAGAACUUGAAAUGACUGGAACAUUUAAAUUGCAGAAAAUGAAUCUUCAAAAGGAUGGUUUCGAUCCGAACAAAGUUCAAGACAAAAUGUAUUUUCUAGCCGGUAACAAGGAAUACGUCGAAAUAACACCAGAACUUUAUCAAGAAAUUAUUUCCGGAAGAAGAAAGUUUUAGUCAUUAGAUACUUAUUUGUUCGAUAUACUUGUAAAAGUUAAAGGACAAGUAUAUAUAACUUUUUUUUAUAACAUGAACAUAAUUUCUGCACGCGCCUUGUAGAUACAAUGCAUAGGAUUUUAUGUAAUAAUCAAAUAUAUAAAAUCAUAGAAUUAUA
Molecule: messenger RNA, 2437 nt
Organism: Apis laboriosa (Himalayan honeybee)
Lineage: Eukaryota; Metazoa; Arthropoda; Insecta; Hymenoptera; Apidae
Product: long-chain fatty acid transport protein 4-like
Exons: 11
Coding region: 334-2280 (648 amino acids)
Biological process (GO): triglyceride homeostasis
Cellular component (GO): endoplasmic reticulum
Molecular function (GO): long-chain fatty acid transmembrane transporter activity; long-chain fatty acid-CoA ligase activity
Source: RefSeq, a predicted model, not a curated record